Messenger RNA from Anolis sagrei ordinatus, 482 nucleotides. It is a transcript of the gene UQCRQ, whose product is annotated as ubiquinol-cytochrome c reductase complex III subunit VII. The record is from RefSeq and is a predicted model, not a curated record. Gene Ontology annotation, biological process: mitochondrial electron transport, ubiquinol to cytochrome c. NCBI's taxonomy places the organism in Eukaryota, Metazoa, Chordata, Lepidosauria, Squamata, Anolidae.
GAAGUGACCUCACUGCCUAGGAAAAAGGAAACCAUUUCCGUUUUCUUCCUGUUGUCUGGAGAGAGAAGUCCUGACCUUUUUUUGGAGGACGCUGGGCGGAGUAACCUGCCAAGAUGGGUGGCCAUUUUGGGAACCUGGAACGGAUGCGGCACGUGAUCACUUACAGCUUGUCUCCCUUUGAGCAGAGGGCUUUCCCCAACUACUUCUCAAAAGGGAUUCUCAACGUCUGGAGGCGAUUCAGCUCCCAGGUCUUGCGUGUGGCUCCUCCAUUUGUCAUCGCCUACGUUGUUUAUUCCUGGGGAACCCAAGAGUUUGAGCGUCUGAAAAGAAAGAACCCUGCCGAUUAUGAAAACGAUGAGUAAUUUGGUGCAAACAAAGGCAGUGCUUCUUGGCAUUUAAUCUUGCUUUGUUGACUUAUCUAUUACAAGAAUCUAUAAUAUUUAGAUUGUUCAAUAAACUAUUCCUCUUCCAGGCGUGAAAAA